This is a messenger RNA of Brassica oleracea var. oleracea, 623 nucleotides long. Its product is annotated as transcription initiation factor IIB-like. Lineage: Eukaryota; Viridiplantae; Streptophyta; Magnoliopsida; Brassicales; Brassicaceae. Gene Ontology annotation, biological process: transcription preinitiation complex assembly; DNA-templated transcription initiation. The record is from RefSeq and is a predicted model, not a curated record. Gene Ontology annotation, cellular component: nucleus; transcription preinitiation complex. Gene Ontology annotation, molecular function: TBP-class protein binding.
AUUGCAUCCAAUGUACAGCAAAAGGAGAUUGGAAAGUACAUCAAGAUCUUAGGAGAAGCUUUACAGCUAAGCCAACCAAUCAACAGCAACUCUAUAUCAGUUCAUAUGCCAAGGUUCUGCACUCUCCUUCAACUUAACAAGUCUGCUCAGGAGCUGGCAACGCAUAUUGGAGAAGUGGUGAUCAACAAAUGCUUCUGCACGCGUAGAAACCCCAUCAGCAUUAUCUAUCUAGCUUGCCAGCUUGAAGACAAACGGAAGACGCAAGCGGAGAUUUGUAAAAUAACGGGACUAACUCUACGCAAAGUCUACAAAGAACUCUUAGAGAAUUGGGACGAUCUUCUCCCGUCUAACUACACACCAGCCGUCCCACCGGAGAAAGCAUUCUCCACAACACGUUCGACAACUCCUAGAGCCGUGGAUCCAUCGCCUGAACCGAGUUUCAUGGACAGAGACAAGCCAUCGGUUAAACCCAUUGAAAGUUUAGAUAAUGCACACCAGCAACAGUCCAAAGGCAAAGAAGAUCAGUAUUAGAUUAGUCUUCAGUGUGAAUGUCUCUUCAGUCUUUAGUUUUCAACCAUUACUGAAAGCAGCUACUCUUGUCUUUACACGUAAUGCAUCUUGGU